Molecule: messenger RNA, 4143 nt
Organism: Physcomitrium patens
Lineage: Eukaryota; Viridiplantae; Streptophyta; Bryopsida; Funariales; Funariaceae
Source: RefSeq, a predicted model, not a curated record
GUGUACAACAUUAGGAUUUUUGUUUUGUUUUUUUUGUUUGUUUUUUUGUUUUGUUUUGUUUUUUUUUUCUCUGUGUGAGCUUGCUUCAGAGGACGAGUACCGCGCUAGUGACCACUGGAGUGGCGAAGCAGCACCGCUUGAAUAAGGGGAAACAUGGGCCAUGUGGCACUCGUCAUUGAUGCUCUCUCCACGUACAUACCUCUCUGCAUGCACAGGAAGAUCAAGUAGACCCCGGAAGUCCGUUUGGACUCGUGGGUUGCAUUGUAGAGGAUUCGUGCGCGGUCCGGAGAGCAUGGGGUAGACGGUGAACUCGAAACGUGGCUACAAUGAAGAAUUCGUGUUGAUGUUCAUGGGAAUUCAAAUCUAUGACAUAGCUUUGUGCUUUCUGAGGAUGGUAGGAUGUUGGUAACGACCAAAUAAACUGUUUCCCUCACUCGCACGUAGUUGAGUUUAAAGCUUUCUGUCGGGGGUGUUGGCGAGUGUGGUGAGUGAGUCGUUUUCUUCGUUGUAAUAUGGGGUUGAGAGGACUUGUGAAUUUUAAAAUUCCUUGAGCCAAUCUUUUCUUUUUUAAAGUCGAGUUUUCUCAUCUCUUGUUGAUUCGAGACAAUGUGGCGGCCUAAACCCGCCACCCGAAAUCUCCUUCUAUGAGUGUACCGUUCGUGCUGGUGUUUUGAGGGACUUUUGUGUUAGUUUGUGUCGUGAUUCAUUUUGUUAGUUGUUUGGUGCUUUGCUCAUUCAGUCUGCUGAUGGUCUGUCUGGUUGCCCGGUAUUCUUGCACUCAUCACACCCUUUUUCUUAUCUCACUGUUUCUCUACACUUUUAUUCCUAUAUCUGGAUUACUUUACUAGUGAAAUUGCUGAGGCAUCUUUCUUUAUAGACUUUUGCCAGCUGAUGUAUGUGCACGAUCAUACUCUCGCUGCAUCAAUGGGAUUAAGAUUCUGCUGUGACCCCAACACUCUAAGCACAAGUGGAUCUCGCUUCAGUUGACCAUAUUCGAAUUUCGCACUGCGUUCAAGUUGGAGCAUCUUUGUUGUAGGAGCACUAGUCUGGCAUAGGGCUUUACAAAAGGAGCAGCCACGCGAAUCUCGUAAUUGACGGCAGGUUUACGGUUACUCCUUUGAAAUGGACGAUGAGCAUGCAAGGCGCAGGCGCGGGACAUAAUUUACAGAUACCACACCCUUCAAUGCAAUUAUCCUUGCGCUCUUGUGACCGGUUCAUGAUUCACCCAACAGUCGCUUUGUAACCUCCUGGCGCUACAAAGAACCACCUCGUAAAAGGCACAUGGUUACUGUGCCCAGAUCAGACAUGGCAACAACUGAUGCAGAGACAGGAUCUUCAAAUUACGGGGCGCAGGAAAAACUACCAAUGAAGGCGCUCUUAAUAUUGGCAUAUCAGAGCUUUGGAGUAGUCUAUGGUGACCUUACCACCUCACCUCUCUACGUGUACCGUAAUACGUUCUCGAGUUUUGGGCUCAAAAUACACGAAAGUGGUGAAGAAAUUUUGGGCGUGUUAUCCUUUAUUUUCUGGACGUUGACGAUUAUUCCUUUCAUCAAAUAUGUGUUCAUCGUACUGUGUGCAAGUGACAACGGCGAAGGGGGAACAUUUGCUCUUUAUUCUCUUUUAUGCCGCCAUGCAAACCUGAGUUUGUUGCCCUAUCAACAAGAUGCUGACAUGCAGCUGUCUACGUAUAAGGUGGAGACGUCAAGGGAAGUAAAACAAGGGCUGCGGGCGAAGGAAUUUUUCGAAAAGCAUCCGCGAUUUCGCACGGGGCUCCUUGUAGUCGUCUUGUUGGGGACUUGCAUGUUCAUAGCCGAUGGUGUUUUCACACCUGCCAUAUCUGUGUUAUCAGCGGUAACUGGCAUCAAAGUUGCAAUACCGAGCCUUCACGAAGAUAUUGUAAUUGCAGUGUCAUGCUGUAUACUGAUUGGCUUAUUCGCUCUUCAACACUUUGGCACACACCAAGUUGCUUUCCUGUUUGCACCGAUUGUGAUUGCGUGGCUCUUCUGCAUCGCCAGCGUUGGAUUGUACAACAUAAUAAUUUACAAUCCGCGGGGAAUCUGGGCUGCCUUGUCUCCAGUGUACAUGUACAAGUUUCUGAAACUUGCUGGAAGAGAUGGUUGGACCUCUCUCGGUGGGAUCGUCCUUUGCAUGACGGGAACUGAAGCAAUGUUUGCGGAUCUAGGCCACUUUAACCAAAUGUCUAUCAAGAUUGCGUUCACAACUGUGGUUUAUCCUUGUUUACUCUUGGGAUAUAUUGGACAAGCUGCUUACCUGUACAAAAAUCCAGGCGAUGUUUCAGAAAGCUUCUACAAGUCUAUUCCAAGGCCUGUUUUCUGGCCUGUAUUUGUUGUCGCUACACUGGCAGCUGUUGUUGGGAGUCAAGCUGUCAUUACAGCAACCUUUUCGAUCAUCAAGCAGUGUCAAUCUCUUGGCUGUUUUCCAAGGGUCAAAUUGAUUUACACAUCCAAAAGAAUUCAUGGCCAGAUAUAUAUACCUGAAAUCAACUGGAUCUUAUUCAUUUUGUGCUUGGCCGUUACCGUUGGAUUCAGAGACACAAUUACCAUUGGGAAUGCAUACGGUCUUGCGGUCAUUACAGUUAUGCUCGUGACGACAUGCCUGAUGGCUUUGGUCAUUCUGGUAGUGUGGAGACGAAAUAUAAUUGAGGCUCUAGGAUUCCUCGUGAUUUUUGGAGUUAUUGAAUUGUUUUACAUCUCUGCCUGUAUCAUGAAAGUUCCUCAAGGGGGAUGGGUUCCGUUGGUAUUGACAGUCGUCUUCAUGAGCAUCAUGUACAUCUGGAACUACGGGACGAUAAAAAAAUACGAGUACGACUUGCAGAAUAAAGUCAAUAUGGAAACGCUACUGAAAAUCGGGGGAAAUCUGGGACUUGUUCGUGUUCCGGGUGUGGGUUUGGUCUACACAAAGCUUGUAACAGCCGUUCCACCCAUUUUCUCUCAUUUUUUCACCAACUUACCGGCUCUUCAUGAUGUCCUGGUACUGGUCUCCAUUAAAUCUGUGCAAGUGCCUUACAUUCCCUCGAACGAGCGGUGUCUUGUAGGACGAAUUGGUCCAAAGAGAUUGCGUAUGUACAGGUGUGUCGUCCGUUAUGGAUAUAAAGAUAUACAUAAAGAUGACCACAAGUUUGAGGACAAACUUCUUCAGAGUUUAGGUGAAUACAUUUUGAUGGAGGACGACGCCGAGGAGGAGGGAAACGGCUUCGACGAUGGAGCCGAUGGGAAGAUGCAUCUUCCAGGAAUUCAAUCAUCCAGUUUGGUGCAUGCUGUAAACAAUGACGGUGCUUCUAAAGAGAGAUUUGGGAAAGGAAAAGAGUCUUCUGGAAACUCUAAGGUUAGUAGCAGUGAGAAUCCCUCGCGGACAAAUGGCAAGAAGCGCGUUCGCUUUGAGACCCCGGCGCGCAAAGAACUAAAUCCAGCCGUUCGUCAGGAAUAUGAAAAGCUCAAAGAAGCCAGGGAGAAGGGUGUGGUGUAUAUUUUGGGUCAUUCCCACGUACAGGCAUCAAGUGCAUCGUCAAUGAUAAAGAAGUUUUCCAUAAACAUCGUCUACACCUUCUUGAGACGGAUAUGCAGAGGACCUGGGGUUGUAUUACACAUACCUCAAGAGAACUCCAUCCAAAUUGGCGUGGUCUACAGAGUAUAGCGGGGUGUCUCCUUGUACUUCUAACUCGCAUCAACCGUUUGCAUGUUUAUGACCUUGUAGAUCCAAAUUUGGCUUCUAUGUGAAAGAAAAUGAGGCUGGUAAUGAAAUUCCAAAGAUUCUAGCACGAAUCUGAGAAACUAGGAAACGUUGCAUCCACUGCAAAUGAGAUUACUCGCUGUUUUUGUGUACUUGAAAGUCAAGCGAGUGUAUAUUAACAUAAUUAUAGGAUUCCCUUUUUGUACAAACCACAGAUUUAGUGAAAGCUAUAAGUAUAAUUGUUUUGCAGAUACCGAUGCAAGAAAAUAUGUUUGGUAGAGGGAUAUAAUUUCGAUGGGAUUGAAAGGAAGUAAAUGAGUGCUCACUGUGACGUAGUCUUGGUUCUUGACGAUGCAAAUAGCAAGUACCGUUACGAUACUUUGAUAGUCAUUGGUUUUGAUCGUGCGCGGAAUUGUCAGCGUUUUCUUUUCUAUAAAUCAAAUCUACGCGUAA